CCAACAUUGCCGUGGGCACGGCUGGACAUAACGGCGAGUUUCCUCCCUGCCAACUCCAGAUCUACGAAGAUAGUUAGCCACCUAUAAUGUCGGCGUCUAUCGAUUCCCUCGAAGCGCUUAACUCCGUUAUCGGCAAUGCGCUUGUUCUUGUCAGUCAACUCGACACCGUAGUGUCCAACAUUGCGACGCAGAAGCAAACCAACCACGAAAACAAACCCGAGCCCGCGGACGAGCAGCUUGCUGCGGCAACUGGCCCUCUCGAUGCAUUAUCUCUCGCACACGAUUCAACCGCGUUAAUUAAGGCUCACUCCACCAAGAUCUCUCUCCUCAUAAUCAACGAGCCGUUCACCCCAACAGCGAUUGCAAAGGUCCUUCGAGAGCUUGCCGAUGGCCCCGUGCCCAGCUUGGCCGCUGCAGUCGAAGUGUGCACACCGGAACGGUACACGCGCACCAUACAGCAGGACCUAGCUUGGCGAGCCGGUCGGGUACUCAAGGAGGUGAAGCAGCUUUUGUCGCGGAUUCCAAAAGACGGCAAGGUUCUUUCCGACGCUAAGAAAAAUGCUUCGGCCGGGGCGGCAGGGGGCAGAGGCAGCAUUGCCACGACGGGCGUGCUGUGGUCCGCUUGUGAUGACGUUAUGGCCUUCGCUAAGCGCGGAUUCGCUGGGGCCCUAGCAUACAAGGUUGAGCAGCUUCGGGACACGCUCAAAGAUGUGAUGGAGGAGCUAAAAGAGUGGGGAGAGGAGACGGACGAUGGCGACGACGACGAAGACGAGGACAGCGAGGAUGAGGAAGGCGAUCCGGUUUCCGAGGCCACUGCACAGCUUGAGUCCACCUCGAUAUCUGGGACGCGAGAUGCGCAAGACAUUCUAGACGACCUGAUGAACUGCCAGCGGCACAUCCCACGCGACGACCCAGAGAAAAUUCGGGAGCGUCUAGACUCAUGCCUCAAGCGGCUGCGCCUAACCACCCUGCUUUACCAAGCUACGGUGAAGCGCAGACUCAAGCCAUUGCCACACCUGCCCCCGGAUCUGCGUUCGGAAACCCAGGGUCGACUAGACGAGAUUAUGUUUGUUCUCAGAAGGAUCCCCGAGAGAUUCGGCAGCCUCGCUCUGGCAUUUUACGAACUGGACCGUUCUGAGAUUGACCGGUUGAUGGACGACUGUUUCUUUGACGCAUUUGCUGCCUCGGAGCUACUAGUCAAACCGUGGGAAGGCGAGAAGGACGAGUUCACUGACUGGGCGUUGCGCUUUCAAGUAGAGAUAAAGAAAGGUUAAAGUAGGGGUUUGUUGCGGCUCCAACCCCUCGUUCCCAUGUGAUGACCCCCGAUCGCGCAGCGUACGAACUGGCCCUGUAACCUAGCCCAUGGCAGAGAGUGCGGACCCCGCGGGGCAAAUGCAUUGAUGGUUGUGUUUGUGGAUAAGUAUUUAGUAGGUGCAAGUUGGGUCUAGCUCCUAUACUACGAGGUUGUAAAUCACCAUUCGCCUUUGCGGUUUGGCUCAACUCGUGAUAGGAACAUUCGGCAAUAAGUGCUAUCGAAUAGGUAGACGCUCGCUUCCCGGCUUCCGUUAUGCCCGCCUGUUGGGGCAGCAGAAAUCGUGUGUUUUGUUCGAAGUCACUCCGCCGAACCGCCUACCCAAUGCGACCCUCG
This is a messenger RNA of Chaetomium fimeti, 1648 nucleotides long. RefSeq lists its product as uncharacterized. The record is from RefSeq and is a predicted model, not a curated record. Bases 87 to 1274 code for a protein of 395 amino acids. The transcript is spliced from 2 exons. Gene Ontology annotation, biological process: regulation of cell cycle. Gene Ontology annotation, cellular component: nucleus. Lineage: Eukaryota; Fungi; Ascomycota; Sordariomycetes; Sordariales; Chaetomiaceae.